AUGGCCUACCAAAUACAUACGUCCACACCAUGUCGUCCAGGAGUUCCCAGCGCAUCUGAAUACAUCUUCCCUGUUUCGCCGUCAUGUCGGAACGCCCUGGUUCCGCCGUCGAUUCUGAAGAAGCCGGCACAUUCGAUCGGCAGUAACGAGAUGCUUUCCAGUCAGACAUCGGACUCGACCACUUGCAGCAGCAAUAAAAAUAAUCAGAACUAUGAUAGAAUUAAGCUGAAAAUCGCUUUACGGCUGCUCACUACUAUGGUGGUCGCCACCGGUGUCUCGUGUGUGAUGAGCCUUCAAUUCUUCCUUCAGGUCAACUGGAAUGGUCUCAUCUCCAAAUACGUCACUUUCAAGGAGUUCUAUGUACGUGAACGGGAACGUUAUAGACAACUCCGAGGAGAAAAAAUACACAAUUUUGUACCAACUGUUUUAAAUGAGUCGUUCCAGUACACGGCCAGCGAAAUCGGUGAAACCCUGGAUGUGGCAGUGCUCAUCUGUUCGACUGCCGCUUUUUUCAUCUCGCUUUUACAGCUCUUUUUCGUGCUCAAGCUCUACAAAUCAAACAAUCCAACU
Molecule: messenger RNA, 570 nt
Organism: Ostertagia ostertagi
Lineage: Eukaryota; Metazoa; Nematoda; Chromadorea; Rhabditida; Trichostrongylidae
Source: the annotation of a GenBank genome assembly